AUGGCAAUAAUUGUAUUGGCAGCAAUUUUGGUAUUAUCUCAGGGGAUCCAAAGCCAGGAUAAUAUAUCCUUGGAUCCACUAGAGAAGCUUAACGAUGUCGUCACUUCUCGUCUAAAAGAGCGCCUUAAAGAAGUCACUUCUGCUGAUUUUUCUGGCCAAUAUAAAAGACUUGAACAAGCUGCUGAUCUUCCGCUUUUCCAACUGGAUGAAAAAAUAAUGGCAUAUAAUGAGCUCAAUCUUCUCCAGCGGGCGGACAUCUCCUCGGGUUCAACUAGCGAGCCAGUGAUCCGGAAUGGAACCUCUUCCGAGGAGGGACCAGCAUUGCGCCAGACAUACACCCAAUUCGAAAAGCAAAUCCUUAGACUCCUUAGGAGGCUUGGCAUUUACGAUGGGUUCACUGUUCGCGUAUUCAAGGCAAUCUUUAGCGAUGAAGAGCAGCUAAAAAAGCUUAAGAAGAAGCUGGACGAGUUGGGAAAGAAGGAUAAGGACACGGACAAGGAUAACGACAAGGAUUUAUUGUGGGCCCAUAUCAUCGAUUUGUUUUAA
Messenger RNA from Drosophila mauritiana, 546 nucleotides. RefSeq lists its product as uncharacterized. NCBI's taxonomy places the organism in Eukaryota, Metazoa, Arthropoda, Insecta, Diptera, Drosophilidae. The coding region runs from base 1 to 546 and encodes 181 amino acids. The transcript has a single exon. The record is from RefSeq and is a predicted model, not a curated record.